This is a messenger RNA of Caenorhabditis angaria, 648 nucleotides long. The record is from the annotation of a GenBank genome assembly. NCBI's taxonomy places the organism in Eukaryota, Metazoa, Nematoda, Chromadorea, Rhabditida, Rhabditidae.
AUGGGCCAUCAUCACGAUGAUAUUGAAAAUGUGCCGAUCACAACUCCUCCACCAUACAAUGAUCCAGCAAAUGCUGUUGCCAAGAAGAAGAUGUCCCGAAUUCGCAAGGAAUCGUUGUCGCAUUUGAAAGCUUGCGAUCAUUGUGGAGCAUUGCCAGAGGCACAAUUGAAAAAUGCGCCACAUGAGAAAGGUACGGUAUUUCUGAAUAUUUUUUCGCAAAAAUGUUUAGUUUCUCACGUAGCUUGUUUAAAUUUCUGCUAAAGAAUUUCUAGUAUUAAAUUUUUAAAUUUUAUAAUUCAAAAAUAAAAAGUUCAAAAAUACUGUAGACGAACUUUUAUCAUAUUACUUUUCACUUGAGAAAUUUGAAGUUUUGAACUAUUCUAUGAUCAUGUGAAAAUAUUUAUUUGAUUUUUUUGUUUAAAAUCAGGUUUCGGUUCCACUUUCAGGAAUUCUUUCAGGUCUUAUGAUUAUAUUUCAUUUAUCUUUUUCCCGAAAAAAACCAAGUUUUCUCAAUUUUCAGUUUUGAUUUGGCCAGCAGUUCGCCCAGUUAACCACAUUCAUCAAGAUUCUCGUCAAUUUAUUGGUUAUGUUCUUGUUAUAGCCAUUGUAAUCUUCCUUCUUUUUGCUGCUUGCAAAUAUUUACCAUGA